Molecule: messenger RNA, 585 nt
Organism: Rhizoctonia solani
Lineage: Eukaryota; Fungi; Basidiomycota; Agaricomycetes; Cantharellales; Ceratobasidiaceae
Exons: 6
Coding region: 1-585 (194 amino acids)
Biological process (GO): tRNA wobble position uridine thiolation
Cellular component (GO): cytosolic tRNA wobble base thiouridylase complex; mitochondrion
Molecular function (GO): tRNA binding
Source: RefSeq, a predicted model, not a curated record
AUGCCACCACGGCCCUGUGAACUCUGCCAUACAACUCGUGCGAUUCUCAAGCGUCCCAAACAGGCCAACAGAUAUGUAAAGAUUGCUUUUUCAAAGUUUUUGAACCGAGGUCCACAACACCAUUGUCGAUGGCCAACUUUCAAACCGGGCGAUCGUGUGGCUAUCGGUGCAUCGGGAGGAAAGGAUUCGACUGUUCUGGCGCAUUGUAUGAAGGUCUUGAAUGACCGGUAUAAUUAUGGCCUGGAAUUGUUCCUUCUAUCAAUCGACGAGGGAAUCAGGGUACAGGGACGAUUCCCUCGAGUCAAGAGGAACCAGCAGCAGUACGACCUUCCGCUAAAAAUACUUUCUUAUGACGAGCUCUAUGGCUGGACGAUGGACAAAAUUGUAGAGCAAGUUGGGAGAAAGAACAAUUGUACCUUUUGUGGUGUAUUCCGUCGUCAGGCCUUGGAUCGCGGAGCCGCUCAACUUGGGGUAGACCAUAUAGUUACAGGCCACAACGCAGACGACAUCGCAGAAACGUUUGAGGCGAUAUUGCCCGGCUGGGCCGAUGUACCCAAAUCACUACCCAAUCCGAAGACACAAUAG